GUCACCGUUGUCGAAGAGGACCCAAAGAGAAGAGAAGUUGGUGAGGCAAGACGGUCGGUGGAGAAUGGGAGGCGCCAGGAGAUCGAUGGCCGAGGAAGUGGUCGUGUGGGCGGCGGAGGACGAACACUGGACGGAGUGGAGAUGCCGGAAGCACACAUCCUCGUCCCAGCCCCGUGAUGGCAUUUGCCCUGGCUGCCUCCGCGACCGCCUCCUCCGCCUCUGUCCCGACUGCGCCAACGAACGCCCCUGCAGCUGCUUCCGCCCCUCCUCCUCCUCCUCUUCCUCCUGCUCCUCCGUUUCCUCCAUCUCGCUCGCCGAUCUCGCGGGAUCCGCCGGAGGCGGCGCCGGGAUCGGGGCAGUGGGACUCGUGUCGAGGUUGAUCGACAGCGAGCCGGCGUUCCGGCGGUCCAGAUCCGUCGGCUUCCAGCUCCUACGAACGAGAUCGGUCGCCAGACACGUCGACGGCGGGGAAGCUCCACGGCGGCCGAAUCGAGGGAGGAGGUGGGCGUUGUUCUGGCCCUUCCCGAGGGCGGCGGGCGGGAAGGAGUCAGCGGCGGAGCUAUCGAGGUCAAGGUCCGUGGGGGCGGCGGGAUUGGCAGGACCCGGCGGCGGGGAGGACAAGGGAAAAGCAUGGGGGUGGCAUUUCCCGAGCCCAAUGAACGCUUUCCGGCACCGGCGGUCGACGGAGCUCGUACAUGAGAGGUCGCCGUUGUACUUAUUCCGCGGGUGACAGAAACGCUAAACGAGGUCCGUGAAAAAAAGGACAAUUUCUCUUUAAAUUGUUUUGCCUGUUAAGUCCAUUUCUCUAUUUACAUAAAAACUUUUAUCUGGCAAAUUUUCACGCUAUUCGAAAGCUUUUAAAUGUUCGAUCCCGAAUUUAUCGAACCUUUUUCUUAUCAUACUUAAUCUCACCGUCCGUCCGAUCAUUAUCAGACGGCUAAUUUG
Molecule: messenger RNA, 945 nt
Organism: Musa acuminata subsp. malaccensis (wild Malaysian banana)
Lineage: Eukaryota; Viridiplantae; Streptophyta; Magnoliopsida; Zingiberales; Musaceae
Source: RefSeq, a predicted model, not a curated record